Molecule: messenger RNA, 1237 nt
Organism: Octodon degus (degu)
Lineage: Eukaryota; Metazoa; Chordata; Mammalia; Rodentia; Octodontidae
Gene: Srgn
Product: serglycin
Exons: 4
Coding region: 42-686 (214 amino acids)
Biological process (GO): negative regulation of bone mineralization; secretory granule organization
Cellular component (GO): secretory granule
Source: RefSeq, a predicted model, not a curated record
CGGGCAUCAAGUUGCACUUCUCUAGCUUGGCUCCGUGAGAAAUGAGCCCCUUUAUCUCAUCAGUAGUGCAGUGGACCCUUCCGGAAAUUGUGACGUGUGUUCUGGGCAGGGCUGAGGUUUUGGAACUCUUUCUAAAAGGGACAGAAAGCACCCUGCAGCAUUUCCUAAUCGUGAGGCUGGCGUGCUGGAGAGAGCUGGCCACCAUGCAGGCGGUGUCCGAAUGUGGCAGGCUGGUCCUGGCCCUCACCCUUGUCCUGGUUUUGGGAUCUUCAGUGCAAGGUUAUCCUAUGCGGAAAGCCAGGUACCAGUGGGUCCGCUGCAGUCCUGACAGUAAUUCUGCAAACUGCAUUGAGGAAAAGGGGCCAGAGAUGGACAUACCUACAGAUGAGUCCAACAAGAUCCUCCCCCUAAAGAUUGACCCUCUUUUGAUUCCAAAAUACCACAACUUGAAUGAUGUCGUCCCUCUCUCCGAGGACUAUCCUGGCUCCGGUUCUGGCUCUGGCUCCGGCUCAGGGUCCGACUCUGGGAGUGGCUCUGGAAAGGACCCCACUGAAACAGAAUGGGACUACCAGCCAAUAGAUGAAAAGGAUGUUUUCUAUUACAACUUCAAGCGUCCCAUGAAGAAUCUGCUCCCCGACAACCAGGCCUUGGGGCAAGAUGAUACAGAAGAGGGUUUUAUUAUAUAAAAGUUAGGGUUUCCCCACCUUGACACCAGGCAGUGUACGCAGUAUAUUUUGUAUACCAUGGUUAAACCCUAACUUUAGUUAGGAUUAGUCUUGGGUAAAAGAGUUUUAUAGAAAAUUUAAAACUUCUAAAAAAACCUUUAAUUUUUAUCUCCUCUUUCUUCUUCUUGAAUUCUUAAAGAUUACAUUUUAAUGCUAUUAUCUAUCCUAGUGUUCUAGAAAAUACCUGCUUUUUUUUCUGAGUAAGGCUCUUGCUGUGUAGUCCAGGUUGACCUCAAACUCACAGCAGUCCUCUUGCCUCAGCCUUCCAAGUGCUGGGAUUACAGGCAUGUGCUGCCACUCCCCGCAUAUUUUGGUAUAAUAUUGGACUAACAUCAUUGAGAAUAACUAGCCUCCCAUGUCUAUAAAGCUGAAUUGAAGAAGAGUUUUUUUUUUAAGUUUCAGUUUGAGAAGCAAGUUGAUUGGCAGUGUUUCGCACCCAUGUCUUUAGGAACUUGAUUCUGAUUGGGAAUUAUAGUUAUACUCCUUUACUAAUAAUAAAAAGUUCAAAUACA